Cyanistes caeruleus (blue tit) is the source of this 626-nucleotide messenger RNA. The record is from RefSeq and is a predicted model, not a curated record. Lineage: Eukaryota; Metazoa; Chordata; Aves; Passeriformes; Paridae.
GACCGCAGGCCCGUGCAGGGUUGCCCUGGGACCCUCCCCAGCCCUCCUGCAGUGUCGGGGUCCCCCUGACCCCCAUCCUUUCCUACCCCAGGCGCUACUUCGUGGACCUGAACAGCAUGAAGGAGCACUUCAGAUCCAAGGUGCACAAGAAGAGGCUGAAGCAGCUGCGCGAGGCUCCGUACACGCAGGAGGAGGCUGAACGUGCCGCUGGGAUGGGCUCCUACAUCCCCCCAAAGAAGGUGGAGGUGCAGACCCAGCCCCUCGAGGAGGUCACCGAGAUGGAGGCGUCCAGCUGAGCGCAGGGACAGGGGACUGAGAGCCCGAGUGGCUCUGUAAGGACGUCUUUGUGCUCAGCUUUGUGAGAAAAGUCCAAGCAGCGCCAGCCAGAACCACCCUGCUCCUCCCUGGCCAGGGUGCUAACAAGGAGAAGGAGCCAGCAAGACCCUGGGUGCCCUCACCGAGUGUCCUUCCUCUCCACAAAGGGACAAGCUGCUUGUUCUCUGAGUGCUGCUGGGACUGCACACUUGGCUGUCUGCUUUUGGAGCAGAUUCUGCUCUGUCCUCAGGUCAGCGAUGCACCCAUUAAAAUAUGUAAAAUAAAAUAUGUCAACUAACGGUGUGGCAGCA